UUUAAAACAUUCAUAGCAAAUCGAAUUUCGACUGUUCACAGUCUUACUAAGGUGGUCCAAUCGAGAUUCGUGCCUUCUAAAGAAAACAUAUCAGACUUUGCAUCCAGAGGGGUCAAGUUUGACAUUGAUGAUGUCAAGGUAUGGGAGGAGGGUCCACGUUUUCUCAAGAAGCCGAAGGAGUGUUGGCCUGCCGCUGAUGUACAAGGUCCUGACCCUCAUCUAUUGAAAAUAAAGAAGGCAAUGUCGGCGCAUGUAAUGGCUGAAAAAUCCACUGUUGAUCAACUUAUUAAUUAUUAUUCGGAUUGGACUAGAUUACUUAAGGCUGCUGCGUGGUUAACCCGAUUUAAGCGAUAUUUACUGGCAAUGCGUUCUGGUAGAACUGAUCUGUCUCAACAGGUGGGUAUGCUUAGAUUUGAUGAGUUAAAUUUCGCUUGUUUAGAUUUAAUUCUAUAUGUCCAACGCAUAGUAUUUCGGAAAGAGAUUGAAAUGUUAUCGUCUGAUACCAUUAACAAGGUGAAGAUAACGAAUUCACCGUUACGAACCUUAAAUCCAAUGAUGAUUGGAAGAUGGGCUUUAUGUUCUGCGGACUCAAAUAGUUGUUUGUGUGUGAAUAUGCAAUGGUGCCUGAAGCCAUGUGUUAUGGUUAUUCAUUUUCUAAAAGAACUAGAAGGGUCCAACAAUGUUACGAUUUGGAAUCAGAAUAAAGAGUUCGCGGUAAAUAAAGGAAUUAAUGCAUUGGUCCUCUAUAUGGGUUUAUAUAUUCAUGUUUACGUUAACGUAUAUGAGCUUUUAUGGAGGAUGAAGCAUUUUGUUAGAUGGUUGAUAUUGCGGUUGUUUAUGUUGGUGCAAAUAUUUUGGAAACGUUUGUCUAAGGAAUAUGUCUCAUUGUUGCAACUUAGACACAAAUGGACUCAACCAGAGAUGAACAUAGGAGAGAGUAACUUGGUGACGACAUGUACUGGGUUUUUAGAGAAAGACAAAUGGUUAUUAGGUCUGGUAAGGAAAGUGAUACCUAAAAGUGAUAGGUUAAGACCGAUGGAGUUGCGGACAAGCAUAGGGAUCUUGGUAAGAGAUAUUAGAAAACUGCGUCUAGAAGUUGUAGAUAUUAGGUAGCUACUCGGAUCCCUAGGCGUACUGGUGUAAGUCCUAGGGAUCGCGAGAUUGUUGGUAUAGUGAGUGUUUGUUGUUGAUUGUUUGUGAUGCAUAUACUUGGAUUCUUGUUGUUUAUUUAUUUGUCUGUGAAAAGAACCAAGGUUCUUUUGGUCGGGAGUGUUACGGGAGAACUGAAGACUUUUGACGGAUUAAAACCUUUUAUUGUACAUUAUUAAUUUACUGUGUUUUUUGGAUGUAAUUGUUUUACUUAACUUUUGAACUUGUUUGUUUAUAUCAUUAUUUCGGACAUUUUGGUUUGUCUUUGGUUUGGUAUUUUGGUGCUCUCUUUGUCUUUGGUUUGAUAUUUGGGAGUUUUGCUCCGGGAACCUACAAAAUUGAAUGUUUGUUUUGUAAUUGUUAUAAUUAUUGUUGUUAGAACGACAUUUGGUCGACUAUUUGUAAAUUACGAAUAAAUUUGGUAUCUAAA
This is a messenger RNA of Schistosoma haematobium, 1579 nucleotides long. RefSeq lists its product as uncharacterized. The annotation marks the transcript as partial. The transcript has a single exon. Lineage: Eukaryota; Metazoa; Platyhelminthes; Trematoda; Strigeidida; Schistosomatidae. The record is from RefSeq and is a predicted model, not a curated record.